Molecule: messenger RNA, 3122 nt
Organism: Gymnodraco acuticeps
Lineage: Eukaryota; Metazoa; Chordata; Actinopteri; Perciformes; Bathydraconidae
Product: tyrosine-protein phosphatase non-receptor type 7-like
Biological process (GO): protein dephosphorylation
Molecular function (GO): protein tyrosine phosphatase activity
Source: RefSeq, a predicted model, not a curated record
AAUUUCCGUUGUUGAAGUUCAUUUGAAAAUUUUGGUCACUUAAAUGUGUCUUGUUCAGAGUGUAAUAGUACUUAGCUCAACCCUCUGUCAUUACUGGUUCCCAAAAAACCAAUAGGUAUCGACGGCACAAAUACCAAACUCGAGGCUUCAAAACUGUAAUCCCAAAUAAAAACAAUGUUAUGUUACAGGGACUUCUUUGACUUCCUGUAUAAAGUCAAUUUGAUGAAAACAGGAUUAAAUUCAAUAACCACUAAAUAUUCAAUUUUCUCGACUGAUGAAUGAAAAACAAAAUGGAGGUGCGUCAAUGUGUUCGAGAGUCGCAUUGAUGUUUGUUAUUUUCUUAUGUUAUAGAUGUGUGUCAUGCUGCUGGUGUUUUAUGAUUGUAUUGUAGAUUUGACAUGAAUGAUUCAUGAGAAGCUGCUUUUGGUGUUUUAAUAAUCAACGCCCGGAGCGUCUCUCUUCCUUUCUUUUUCAUUAUCCGUCCAUCUUUUCUUUCUCUCUGACUCAUUUUCGAUCCCUCUCUCCCCUCAGGUCUCCCUCUCUCUACCUGAACACGUUGAAUACCGGCAGAAAACAAGGACAUGUCUAUUCCUGCUGUUUCUUCUCUCUCCUUUACCUCAUAUUUGGACUUUCUCUCCUUCACUUUCACUUUCUCGCUCUUCUUUCUUCACGUGUUUCUUCUUGCUAUUGCAGAGGAAACUUAUCUCCUUCCUCUUUCUCUGCUUAUUUCGUUAGUUAUGUUGGUUAGUUAGUCACUGACUGAGUACGAUGUGUUCAGAAAAGUCAGUGUUGUUGUUGUUUUAGGUGAAAGUCAGCGGGAGCCCCGGUAUCAGAGGAAGAUUUACACUCUGCUGAAUUACUCAAAAACAUCAUGGCUGUCAAAUAACCGCGUGUGUUGAUGGACAGCUAAGGACAACUUUAACACACACACAGACACACACAGACACAGACACACACACACACACACACACACACCUACAGAAUGUCGGCAGUGCACUCAGCUUCACAUCCUCUCGAGGACCCGACCACGCCCCCUCCCCUGACCACUCCUCCUCGCAAAGCCUCAGUCCGCCUGCAAGAGAGGCGGGGCUCUAACCUCUCGCUGCUAUUGGACGUGAGCAGUCUGGGGGCGGAGCCUGUGUGUUCUGUCUCCACCCCAAAGGAGGUGUGGCUCCAGCUGCUUCACACCUCUUCCCGGCCUCUCACAACAACCUUGCUGCAGCUGGCGGGCAUCGACAAAAACACACUGAAUGUAGAGUACCAGAAAAUCCCUCCGAACUUUGUGAACGCCGCAGAGCUCGAUGUUCAAGGUCACAUGAUCAAAGACAGAUACAAAACCAUCCUGCCCAACCCUGAGAGCCGGGUGGUCCUGAGGAACCUGGAGGAAGAGGCGUCGCCAGACCGCUACAUCAACGCUAACUACAUCAGGGGUUACGGAGGGGCCCCCAGAGCUUACAUUGCCACCCAGGGGCCGAUGUUGCACACCGUGGGGGAUUUCUGGGACAUGGUGUGGCAGGAGAGGAGCAGCAUCAUCGUCAUGGUUACCAGGCUGAAGGAGAACAACGAGAAGUGUGAGCUGUACUGGCCACAGCCGAGGGAGAGGAGGAGGAGGAAGAGCAGGAGGAGUGUGAAGGAGGAGGAAGAGGAAGAAGAGGAGCAGAGGGAGGAAGAGGAGGAGGAAGGAGAGACAGAACGGUUUGGCAGAUUCCUCCUCAGAGUGACAGACAGCUGGGAGAAAGACGGCUUCACUGUUACUGACAUGGACAUCCAGCUGGGUUCGGAGCAUCGUCCCAUCAGACACUACUGGUUCACCUCUUGGCCAGACCACCACAUCCCACAAUGCACUGCUCCCCUGCUGAGACUCGUGGAGGAGGUGGAGACAUACAGGAAGUCCCUCCCACCUCCCAGCUGUCAGCCAAUCACAGCCCCCGCCCCGGAUCCUGGACCAAUCGUCGUCCACUGCAGUGCAGGUAUCGGCAGGACCGGGUGUUUCAUCGUCAGCAGUAUCGGCUGUCAGCAGCUCAGAGACACCGGGCAGCUCGACAUCCUGGAGACCGUCUGUCAGCUCCGACUCGACAGAGGUGGUAUGAUCCAGACCACAGAGCAGUACCAGUUCCUGUACUCCACUCUGGCCCAGUUCAGCCGCCAGCUGCAGCUCAACCAGGAGCAGAACCAGAACCAGCAGAACCCAGAGGAGCAGGUCAGCGUUCAGCUUCAGAACCUGGAGCUGGACAACACACAGAACAAGAAGAACCUGGAGAACCAACAAGGCUCGAUACAGACCUGAAGAAAUCCAAGACACCACACAACCAGCAGUUAGCGCUACAAGUCCUGUAACCAGCACCAUAACUAUGGAAACAAGAUAACUUGUUGAGCCAGCAACACAACUCAAAGACAGGUAGAGACUUUGGGGAACCAAGAACCAACAGGAACCCCAACAUGUUGGUUUGUGGGAUGUUUUGUGCAGCAGAGGCUACGAGAACCCAGGUGUUCAUGUUCACUGUGGACUGUCCCAAUAAAGGUUUUCACUACAGGAUUACCCAUGCUAAAAGAAUGUAUAUUAACGAUGUUGUCGCUGAUAUGUAUUGAGCAUUUAAAGAAAGAUCAAAUAUUUCGUGUUUACUGUGUCCCAAUUUUGCAAAUGAAUAUUAUUAAUUUCUGCGUUGGGAGAGAAAGUGUGAACAUAUGGGAUAAUGAAUGCAAAAUAAGUAUUGAUCUUUUAAUUCUAAGUUGGCCAUUUGUUAGGUGGACAGGACAGAAAGACAGGAUAACGUUAAACAAAGGGUCACGUUCAGGACUCGAAUACGGGCAAGCUUUGAAUCGCUUCUCAACACACAUUUUAAUAGACUUGUAUUUAUGUGAUGUCCUAUUUUUAUCCCUUUUUUCUUCUUCGUUGUAUUUAUAUAUUUGAUAAAUGGUUUUUAAUUGUUUAUAAUCUAUUGUACAGUUAAUGUUUCUUCAGCAUGUGUCUGCUAUCCACUAUGUAUUUGCUUUGAAUAGUUCAUUUGACCUUCAUCGUAUCUCACUUUUUUGUACGGUUUUCUGUUGGUACUGUAUACUGCAGUGUAUCCUGUGUGGCUUUGUAAACUUAAGUAAUUAAAAUAAAUUACCCAAAAAUGUUA